Oncorhynchus nerka (sockeye salmon) is the source of this 748-nucleotide messenger RNA. RefSeq names its product membrane-bound transcription factor site-2 protease-like. Gene Ontology annotation, cellular component: cytoplasm; membrane. Gene Ontology annotation, biological process: regulation of response to endoplasmic reticulum stress; membrane protein intracellular domain proteolysis. The coding region runs from base 116 to 748 and encodes 210 amino acids. Gene Ontology annotation, molecular function: metalloendopeptidase activity. Lineage: Eukaryota; Metazoa; Chordata; Actinopteri; Salmoniformes; Salmonidae. The transcript has 5 exons. The record is from RefSeq and is a predicted model, not a curated record.
GUCCCGGAAGUGACGUCGCACAGUGGGGAAGAUGAUGAGCUUGUCUGUAACCGUGUAGAGAUUGAGUGUGUUAUAUUUCUUCUCCCCCCUGUAUGUGUCUUCUCUUUCUCUCGUCAUGAUUCCCGUGCCGCUCGUGGUGUGUGUUUUGUGCGGCUGGUGCUUCGUCUAUCUAACAGACGUGCUUCUGAAGUUGUCUGAGUCAUAUGGUCAUUGUUAUGAGAUGUGGCUAGGGUCAAAGGGUCUGUCUCUCUCUCCGUUCCACAUCCGCUGGCAGACCUCCCUCUUCAACCGCCUCUUCUCACGCUGCGCUCGCAUCAACCCACACGCCCUCUACCUCUGGUUUACCAGUGGUCUAGUGUUUGGGCUGGUGUCUAUGUGUGGUUCGGUGGUGCUGCUAAUUAGAACCCUGCAGCAGACUGUCCAUCAGAUGACAUCAGACCACCCUCAGGGAGCCAAUCAACAAACACUACAGGUGGUGGUCCCAGGUAUAAACCUGCCAGUCAGCCAGCUGGCCUACUUCUUCUCUGCUUUGCUGGUCAGUGGGGUCAUACACGAACUGGGCCAUGCCGUGGCAGCAAUAAGGGAGCAGGUACGUGUGAAUGGUUUCGGUGUGUUUGUGUUCGUGGUGUAUCCCGGAGCUUUCGUAGAUCUCUUCACCACACAUCUCAACCUCAUCUCACCUGCCCAACAGCUACGCAUCUUCUGUGCAGGUAAGAUUCUCACACAUUCAGACACACAUCUCAACUAA